UAACAUUAACAUUAAUCACAAAAUCAACCCAAACCCAGAAAUACAAAUGCCACGUUGUUCUUCCUCCUCCAUCGCGGAGGAAGCAGAUGCCGAAAUCGGAGUCCAGGAAGUGGUGGACAUGCACCACCGUAGAAACCCUGUUCAUGAUAAGGAUUAAACAACACCAUCACACAGAAGAAGAAGAAGAAGAAGAAGAUAGUGGUGGUAUGCUGAUGGUGAUGGACUGGUGGAGCAAUUUGCACAUUCAAACAGGGAUCAACAAGACAGUUGAAGAAGAAGAUCAAGUUUCAGAUAUCCAUGGCCAUGAAAGGACAGGGUAUUGCUAUUGGAAUCGACCUCGGCACCACCUACUCCUGCGUCGGAGUGUGCAAGCAGCAUGCUCGUAUCGAAAUCAUCCCCAACGACCAGGGCAACCGGACCACCCCCUCUUACGUUGCUUUCACGGAUUCCGGGCGCUUGGUCGGCGAUGCCGCCAAGAACCAGGUCACCAGGAACCCCACCAACACCAUCUUUGAUGCGAAGCGUUUGAUUGGAAGGAAAUUCUCUGAUGCUUCAGUUCAGACUGACAUGAAGCUAUGGCCAUUCAAGGUCAUUUCUGGUACUGUCGACAAGCCCAUGAUUGUUGUUAACUACAAGAGUGAGGAGAAGCAGUUCACUGCUGAGGAGAUUUCCUCCAUGGUCCUCAUGAAGUUGCGUGCGAUUGCUGAGGCUUAUCUUGGUUCCACUGUGAAGAACGCUGUUGUCACUGUCCCAGCAUACUUCAAUGACUCUCAACGCCAGGCCACGAAGGACGCAGGUGUCAUUGCGGGCCUUAAUGUCAUGCGUAUCAUCAACGAACCCACCGCUGCAGCCCUUGCCUAUGGCCUUGACACGGGGGCCGACACUGUUGACUUUGACAAGGACGUGUUGAUUUUUGACCUUGGUGGUGGUACUUUUGAUGUCUCUGUUCUAAACAUUUAUAAUGGUGUCUUUGAUGUUAAAGCCACUGCCGGAGACACCCAUCUUGGAGGUGAAGACUUUGAUAACAGGAUGGUUAACCAUUUUGUUGAGGAGUUCAAGAGGAAGCACGAGAAGGACAUUAGUGGGAAUCCAAGGGCUUUAAGAAGGUUGAGGACUGCUUGUGAAAGGGCAAAGAGGACUCUCUCCUCCACAGUACAGACCACCCUUGAGAUUGACUCAUUGUAUGAAGGCAUUGACUUCUACACUGCAAUCACUCGUGACAGGUUUGAAGAACUCAACAUGGACCUCUUCAGGAACUGCAUGGAGACUGUUGAGCGGUGUUUGAGGGACGCUGAGAUGGACAAGAGCAGUGUCCAUGAUGUUGUUCUUGUUGGUGGGUCUACUAGGAUCCCAAAAGUGCAGCAGCUGUUGCAGGAUUUCUUCAACGGGAAGGAGCUCUGCAAGAGCAUCAACCCCGACGAGGCUGUUGCUUGUGGAGCUGCUAUUCAGGCUGCUAUCUUGACCGGUGAGGACACUGAGGCAAUUACAGAAUUUAUAUUGUGUGAUGUCACACCUAUUUCACUUGGUGUGGAAACGGUUGGUGGUGUCAUGAAUGUACUCAUUCAAAAGAACCAAACGAUUCCGUUUAAGAAUGAGCGGGUUUUCUCGACCUACUCAGACAAUCAGCCUGGUGUGUCUAUCAAGGUGUACGAGGGUGAGAAAACCUGUAGCAGGGAUAACUACUUGUUGGGUAAAUUCGAGCUUUCUGGCAUUCCUCCUGCUCCAAAGGGUGUUCCUCAGAUCAAUGUUUGCUUUCAUAUUGAUAACAAUGGUAUCUUGAAUGUCUCUGCUGAGGACAAGACUACAGGGAAUAAGAACAAGAUCACUAUCACCAAUCACAAGGGAAGGCUCUCUAAGGAGGAGAUUGAGAAGAUGGUGCAGGAGGCGGAGAAGUACUAUUCUACAAAAGAUGCUCCAGAUCAACACUUGAAGGCACAGGUAGAACAUGAUACUUUCCAUCAUAUUACAACACCAUGUGUCCCAACUCCAUCAGGUGUAAAGCCAGAACCAUCAGAAUACAAGGUUUCCUCAACUCCAUGUGUGGAGUCCCUGAAGAUAAGAGGUGUCCCAACUCUAGGUUCACUAUGCUUUGACUCCACCCUUCCACAUGUAGAUGAGUUAGUCUCUUCUGGAAAAUCUGGGUCCUCCAAUUCUACAAAAGAAGCCUCAGAUCAACACUUGGAGGCACAAGUAGAGCAUCAUAUUACAAUAACAACCUCUAGUUUACAGUCAUUCCCUUCUGGAAACUUGGGGUAUUAUUUUAAAUCUACAGAAGAGGCUUCACAGAAGAUUUUAAAGGGACUAAAUGAUGAUAAUUGCUAUGCAAUUGGAUUGUAUGGAAAGAGGGGCUCCGGUAAAACAACAUUAAUCAGAGCUGAGAUGGAAGAGUAUGAAAAGAUUUAUCAUACAGUGAUAUUUCUCACUGUGUAUGAGAAUCAAGAUAUCAAGAGCAUUCGAGUGGGAAUUGCUAGCUCCUUGAACGUGUUUGAAAAAGAUGACAGUGAUGGUGCAAGAAUAGUGAAAAUAAUUUCAGCAUUAGAAAGGAAGGAUAGAACUACUCUAGUCAUCUUGGAUAAUUUUCCAUCAAUGUCUAAACUGGAAGAAUUAGGUAUUCCUUAUAAGAGCAAACAGUACAAGUUCCUUUUGACCACUCGCCAUGAGACAGACUGCACCUCAAUGGGAUGUGAUCAUUUGAUUCUUUUGAAGCCCUUAUCUAAUAAAGAAGCUUUUGCCCUGCUACAAAAACUUUCAGGUGCUGACUCCCAUAUUGAUCUAGUACGAGAUGUUGCUUUUAAAUGCAAUGGCUUGCCGGGUUUGAUUAAAGAUGUGGCAUCUUCCUUGAAAAAUAAGUCUACUGUGAAGUGGGAAGAAUCAUUAGUUAGUUUAAGCCACUCAACAGCCCGCUACCAAAUUUUUAUCAGCUUCAGAGGAUAUGAUACUAGAGAGAUUUUCACAAACCAUCUCUAUGAUGCUUUGUGUAAGGCGGGAUUCCAAACGUUCAAAGAUGAUCAAGCAUUGGAGGGCGGAGCCCCAAUUGAGAAACUUCUUGAAGACAUUGAAGAAUCAAGGUUUGCAAUUGUUAUUUUGUCAAAAAACUUUGCAGACUCUAAAUGGUGUCUUAAAGAACUUGUCAAGAUUCUUGACUGCCAGAAGAGGAAGAAACAAUUGGUUUUGCCAAUUUUUUAUGAAGUGGAACCAACCGACAUAAGGCAUCUAAAAGGGAGGUAUGGUGAAGCUAUGGCUGAACAUGAAAAAAAGUUAGCAAAAGGUUCUAAGACGGUACUGGAAUGGACACUGGCUUUGAGUGAUAUUUCUCAAUUGAAAGGAGAAUAUUUCAACAUUUCCAACUUGAAAGAAGAGCACUACGAGAGGGCCAGAGAUGAAUUUAUUGGAAAGAUCAUAAGAUUUGCCCUUAAUAACAGACAUCGCUUACAUAUACAAAGCAUGUAUAUCAACUAGAUGAAAGGCUUUAGAUUCUCUUAUGGUGAGGGCAACACAAGACACAGCCUAUUGCAAAAGGUUAGGGGAUCUUAAAUGGAGUUUGGUUGUAAGUGUUGGGUUUUUGGAUAUGAAUGUAAACAGGAAAAUUUGUUAUUUGAAGGAUAUAAUUUGAUUGAUCA
Molecule: messenger RNA, 3620 nt
Organism: Lotus japonicus
Lineage: Eukaryota; Viridiplantae; Streptophyta; Magnoliopsida; Fabales; Fabaceae
Product: heat shock 70 kDa protein 18-like
Exons: 5
Coding region: 298-3459 (1053 amino acids)
Biological process (GO): cellular response to unfolded protein; signal transduction; protein refolding
Cellular component (GO): cytoplasm
Molecular function (GO): ATP binding; misfolded protein binding; ADP binding
Source: RefSeq, a predicted model, not a curated record